UCAUUUUGUAUAGUUCGGGGCAGCAGGCAUGGUCAACCUUUUCCUCGGAUUAAAAUCCUCCGAGUCUCCGACAAUGGCUAGAGCAGUAAGUUUCAGAUUCCGGGGACAAGCAGGCAAGCAUAUCGUGACAACUCUCAAGAUUCUCAUCAACACCGAGAUAGAAGUAAUAAGGGGAUUCAAUGCGCUGGUUGAGACUUUUCGGUAGGAGAUUGGAGGGUUCUUGGUGGGGUGUGAAGACAGCAACAGUCGGAGUUGUUUUGGUUGCUUCAUUACUUGGUUCAUCAUGGGGUUGUCACAUUCCAGCAAUUUAUAACUUCGGCGAUUCCAAUUCUGAUACAGGCAGUGUCUCGGCAACUUUUGGUCGAGUCCCCUCUCCCAAUGGUCGGACUUUCUUCGGUAAACCUUCUGGUCGCUAUUCUGAUGGGCGUCUAAUCAUCGACUUUAUAGCUGAGAAGUUGGGACUUCCGUUCUUGGGGGCAUAUCUUGACUCUAUAGGACCAAAUUUUAGACAUGGAACAAACUUUGCUGCAAGUGGGUCUACAAUCCAGCCAGCUGAUGCCAAAUUAUUUGGGGCUGGUUUUAACCCCUUGUCUCUGGAUAUACAGCUUUCACAGUUUGAACAAUUUAAGGAGCGUACUAAGGACCUAUAUAACCAAGCUGAAAGCCCUUUGGUCAAAAGCAGCCUCCCAAAACCAGAGGAAUUCUCAAAAUCCAUUUACACACUGGACAGUGGACAGAAUGAUCUUAAUUUUGCACUAUUAACAACAACAGAGGAGCAAGUGCGGGUAUCCAUACCCAAUAUAAUCAAUCAGUUUGCCCUGGCCAUCGAGAAACUCUACCAAGAUGGAGCAAGAACAUUCUGGAUACAUAAUACUGGUCCCAUUGGCUGCUUGCCUGGUUUUGCUGUAAAGAAUCCUCCAAAGCCUGUUAAUGCUGACCAGAAUGGCUGCAUAAAGUCCUACAAUUUGUUGGCUCAAGAGUUUAACAAGCAGCUUAAAGAUAGGGUGUUCCAAUUGAGGACCCAGCUCCAACAUUCACUGCUCAUCUACGUUGAUAUCUACACUGCUAAAUACACUCUCAUCAGUGAGGCGAAGAAACAAGGUUUUAUUGGUCCACUUGCGUACUGUUGUGGGCAUGUAGAUGGUGCUCGAUGUUGGGAAACAUCGAUAGUGAAUGGAACUGAAGUUUUUGCAGAUUCUUGCAAUGAUCCUUCAAAAUACAUUAGUUGGGAUGCCGCACAUUAUACUGAAGCUGCUAAUAAAUGGGUAGCUAACCACAUUCUGGAUGGCUCACUCUCAGAUCCCCCAAUUCCCCUCACAAAAGCAUGUCACAAGCCUGAUUCUCCUAACUGAGGCAUGCAACCAUCAAGUUCGUCCUUUUGUUUGAGUUCACAAUUGGUGCCAUUGAAUAUUCGAUUCUUUUGGGGAAUUAAAGGGUGCCGUUUUUAUAUUUAUUUUUUGCUGGAUUUAAAGGUGUUAAUAAUGGCACUGCUACCGUGCUACGUUUUAAAUGUAAUUCCAGUUAGGUCUGCGCAACAAUGUGAGUGCACUUGGUGUCAAAUGUCAAUGUUACUUAACAUUGGGGAAAUUUAUGGUAAUACAACUUGGUGUCAAA
This is a messenger RNA of Carya illinoinensis, 1614 nucleotides long. Its product is annotated as GDSL esterase/lipase At3g27950-like. The transcript is spliced from 6 exons. Gene Ontology annotation, molecular function: hydrolase activity, acting on ester bonds. Bases 180 to 1352 code for a protein of 390 amino acids. Lineage: Eukaryota; Viridiplantae; Streptophyta; Magnoliopsida; Fagales; Juglandaceae. The record is from RefSeq and is a predicted model, not a curated record.